Puma concolor (puma) is the source of this 2889-nucleotide messenger RNA. The record is from RefSeq and is a predicted model, not a curated record. Lineage: Eukaryota; Metazoa; Chordata; Mammalia; Carnivora; Felidae.
AUGGUAGUGGAUUUUUGCAGAAGGUUUGUGGCCAGAUCGCUAUGUAUAAUACUGAUGAAGCAUUUUUGUUCCAGCUCUGUCUCGGAAGACCUAGGCUGUAGACGUGGGGAUUUCAGUAGGAAACAUUAUGGAUCUGUGGAGCUGCUUAUUUCUAGUGACGCCGAUGGAGCCAUCCAAAGGGCUGGAAGAUUCAGAGUGGAAAAUGGCUCUUCAGAUGAGAAUGCAACUGCCCUGCCAGGUACGUGGCGAAGAACAGACGUGCACUUAGAAAACCCAGAAUACCACACCAGAUGGUAUUUCAAGUAUUUUUUAGGACAAGUCCAUCAGAAUUAUAUUGGAAAUGAUGCAGAGAAGAGCCCUUUCUUCUUGUCCGUGACCCUUUCCGACCAAAACCAUCAGCGCGUCCCUCAAUACCGUGCAAUUCUUUGGAGGAAAACAGGUACCCAGAAAAUAUGCCUCCCGUACAGUCCCACAAAAACUCUCUCUGUGAAGUCCAUCUUAAGUGCCAUGAAUCUGGACAAAUUUGAGAAAGGCCCCAGAGAAAUUUUUCAUCCCGAGAUCCAAAAGGACUUGCUGGUUCUUGAAGAACAAGAGGGCUCCGUGAAUUUCAAGUUUGGGGUUCUAUUUGCCAAAGACGGGCAGCUCACUGAUGACGAGAUGUUCAGCAAUGAAAUCGGAAGUGACGCUUUUCAAAAAUUUUUACAUCUUCUGGGUGACAAAAUCACCCUAAAGGGCUGGACAGGCUACCGCGGCGGUCUGGACACCAAAAAUGAUACCACAGGGAUACAUUCAGUUUAUACUGUCUACCAAGGGCAUGAGAUCAUGUUUCAUGUUUCCACCAUGUUGCCAUAUUCCAAAGAGAACAAACAGCAGGUGGAGAGGAAGCGCCAUAUUGGAAAUGACAUCGUCACCAUCGUGUUCCAGGAGGGAGAGGAACCUUCUCCUGCCUUUAAGCCUUCCAUGAUCCGCUCCCACUUUACACAUAUUUUUGCCUUAGUGAGGUAUGAUCAACAAAAUGACAAUUACAGGCUGAAAAUAUUUUCAGAAGAAAGUGUACCACUCUUUGGUCCCCCCUUGCCAUCCCCACCGGUGUUUACAGACCACCAGGAAUUCAGGGACUUUUUGCUAGUGAAAUUAAUUAAUGGUGAAAAAGCCACUUUGGAAACCCCAACAUUUGCCCAGAAACGUCGACGUACUCUGGAUAUGUUGAUUCGAUCUUUAUACCAGGAUUUGAUGCCAGAUUUACAUAAGAACAUGCUUAACAGACGAUCUUUUAGUGACGUCUUACCAGAAUCGCCCAAGUCCGCACGGAAGAAAGAGGAGGCCCGCCAGGCAGAGUUUGUUAGAAUAGGGCAGGCACUAAAACUGAAAUCCAUUGUGAGAGGGGACGCUCCGUCAAGCUUGGUGGCUUCGGGGAUCUGUAAAAAAGAGCCUUGGGAGCCCCAGUGUUUCUGCAGUAAUUUCCCUCACGAAGCCGUGUGUGCGGAUCCCUGGGGCCAGGCCUUGCUGGUUUCCACUGAUGCUGGCGUCUUGCUAGUGGAUGAUGACCUUCCGUCAGUGCCCGUGUUUGACAAGACCCUGCCAGUAAAACAGAUGCAUGUGCUGGAGACCCUGGACCUUUUGAUCCUCAGAGCUGACAAAGGGAAAGACGCCCGCCUCUUUGUCUUCAGGCUCAGCGCCGUGCACAAGGCCGUCGAGGGCAAACAGGCCGUGAAGGGCAAGUGUGACUGCAGGGACAACAAGCUGGAGAAAACAAAAGGCUGCCACUUGUACGCCAUUAACACUCACCACAGCAGAGAGCUGAGGAUCGUUGUCGCCAUCCGGAACAAACUGCUCUUGGUCACAAGGAAACACAACAAGCCGGGCGGGGUCGCGAGCACCUCACUGCUGUGUCCCCUGCCCGAGUCACCUGUAGAGGAGUUCCAGUACAUCAGGGUUAAUUUUGUGGCAGCUAUCGAUGUGUACGAAGACGGAGAAGCCGGGCUCCUCUUGUGUUACAACUACAGUUGCAUCUAUAAAAAGGUUUGCCCAUUUAAUGGGGGCUCUUUUUUGGUUCAACCCUGUGCGUCAGAUUUCCAGUUCUGCUGGAACCAGGCUCCUUAUGCAAUUGUCUGCGCCUUCCCGUACCUCCUGGCCUUCACCACCGACUCCAUGGAGAUCCGCCUGGUGGUGAACGGGAACCUCGUCCACACGGCCGUCGUGCCGCAGCUGCAGCUCGUGGCCUCCAGGUCGGAUAUAUACUUCACAGCAGCCGCUGCUGUGAAUGAGGUCUCGUCCGGAGGCAGCUCCAAGGGGGCCAGUGCCCACAAUUCUCCUCAGACACCCCCGGGCCGAGAGACUCCAGCGUUUCCUUCUUCUCUGGGGGAAGGUGAAACUCAGUCCAAAAAUCUGUACAAGAUCCCACUCAGAAACCUUGUGGGCAGAAGCAUCGAACGACCUCUGAAGUCGCCUUUGGUCUCCAAGGCCGUCACCCCGCCCACGUCCAUCGGCCUCGGCAUCGCUGCCAUCCCUGUCACUCACUCCCUGUCCCUGUCCCGUAUGGAGAUUAAAGAAAUAGCGAGCAGGACCCGCAGGGAGCUGCUGGGCCUUUCUGAUGAAGGUGGACCCAAGUCAGAAGGAGCGCCAAAGCCCAAAUCAAAAGCCCGGAAGCAAUUAGAAGAAAGCCAAGGAGGCCCCAAGCCAGGGACAGCGAGAUCAACUAGCAGCGACAGGAUCACAUCGGGCUCCUUGGAAAGUCCGUCUGCUCCAGAAGCCAACACCGAGGGGCGCUACUACUCGACGGGCUCCGAACAGGACCCUCUGGUGGACAGAGAAGGCAGCCCCGUGUGGGGCAGGAGCCCCUUCCAGCUCACAGCUUCCUCGGACGAAGACAUUAUCGACCUGAAGUGA